This is a messenger RNA of Exophiala mesophila, 937 nucleotides long. RefSeq lists its product as uncharacterized. The transcript has a single exon. Lineage: Eukaryota; Fungi; Ascomycota; Eurotiomycetes; Chaetothyriales; Herpotrichiellaceae. The record is from RefSeq and is a predicted model, not a curated record. Bases 25 to 696 code for a protein of 223 amino acids.
CUAGAACUUGCGCAGAAUAUAAUCAUGUCUGUAUCAAUUGGGUUGGAUGAUUUCGUUCCCUGGCUCGCGGCUCAGAGCGCUCCAGAGAAAGAUGUCCAGUUCUUUCAACGUACACCAUGGACACGGAAACUCAUUGAAAACCCUCUUUUCAGGGCUGUCCCAUGUCCCACUCGCCUAAUCACGCCCGGGACGAGUCACAAUGCAUUCAUCGCAAAAACCAUCAACAAGCCUUCUUGCGUCCAACAUUGGCUCAUGCUCACUCGAAAGCAGUUUUCCACGCCGAAAGAGGUUGCAAGGGGCACACUUGCUCAGUCGAGAUUUUCUCCCAAUGCUGAGACUUACAACAUCGAUGACUCCGAGUUUAUUAUGCUCUUGGAUGUUGGAGAAGACCUAGACGGAUUUGCAGGACGCGUACAAGGUGGUGUCUUAUGUGCAAUACUCGAUGAGGCAUUAAGUAUUUGUGUCGAAUAUCACCGGCAAGCCUCUAGCUCUAGCAGAGCACCGCUUUACACCGUUCAAUUGAACACCACAUUUCGUGACGGAGUCAAUACCCCUGGUCUCAUCGCUGUCAAGAGCUGGAUUGUGGCGAAAGAGGGGAGGAAGUGGUUGAUCAGAGGACAGAUCUGUGACGCGCAAGGCCACGUCCUUACCCAGGCAGAAGGAAUCUGGGUCUCUGCUGCUGAGAAUAAGCUGUGAGUUCUCUUGGUGUUCCGUGCCGAAACGCAAGGUUCAGUUGAAAGGGUCAAGCUCGGUGCGGUUGGGCCUUCUUGCGCUGGACAAGGUCAUGAGCUUUAUGACUUACCCUCGUCAUUUUGGUCAAAAAGCGCUGGCAGUAGAAAAAGGAAUAUUUAUAGACCUGGUGCUAUGCAACUUGAUGCGUUGUCUGAGACAACUUGAGCCACAUCUGCCAAUGGAAAUCACUAUACUUUCGCUUGCA